This is a messenger RNA of Gossypium arboreum, 1406 nucleotides long. RefSeq lists its product as uncharacterized. The transcript is spliced from 6 exons. NCBI's taxonomy places the organism in Eukaryota, Viridiplantae, Streptophyta, Magnoliopsida, Malvales, Malvaceae. The record is from RefSeq and is a predicted model, not a curated record. Bases 263 to 1132 code for a protein of 289 amino acids.
ACACUGUUUUCAGGAAAGUUAUCUAAAGGAGAUAACAAGGCAUUAACGGAAGCGCAAAGGAAUAGACCUUUCGUUUGUGCCUGGCAGGUUUUUGUUUUCAUUUUUGCUACCAGUUACCAAUAAACACCAAUUAAAAACCAUCUUUUUAUCCUAUAAAAGCACAAUCAUCUAGGCUACCUUCAAAAAUCUCUCCAACCCACUACCUUGAUUCAUUUCAUCAGCAGCAUUAUAUAUAUAUAUAUAUAGCAGUUGUGUAUUGAGAAUGGAGGAUCUAGCAAAGAACGUGUUGAUCACUUCAGAUGGAGAUGAAAUUUCAGUGAACAUUGCUUUGCAUUUAGCCAAACGUGGUUGCAGGUUGGUAUUAAUGGGGAAUGAGUGCUCUUUGAGGAGUGCCAAACAGAAAAUAAUGGAUUCAAUUAUGAAAGUGGUGGUCCCAGAGCCAGUAGCGGUGGUUGGUUUGGACAUGGAAGAUGAAAGAGAAGGAGCUUUUAAUGAUGCAGUGGAUAAAGCAUGGAGAGCUUUUGGACACUUGGAUGCUCUUGUCAAUUGUCAUGCUUACGAAGAUGGGAUGGGAUUAGAUAUUAAGCCAAGACGCUUUGAUUUUUCAACAAUGAACCACCACGGGAAGAUGCAAGACCAUCUGCAAUUAGCUGAAGGAGAGUUCAGAAAAAUCGUAAAAGUAAAUUUUAUGGCUCCAUGGUAUCUGUUAAAAGCUGUUGGGAGGCGAAUGCGGGAUCGUAAAUCGGGUGGUUCCGUCGUAUUCAUGACCACCAUACUUGGUGCUGAAAGAGGACUUUAUCAAGGAGCUGCAGCAUAUGGUUCAUGUUUGGCAGGAGUGCAGCAGUUAGUUAGAGUAUCUGCUUUGGAGAUUGGAAAACACAAUAUUAGGGUUAAUGCAAUUGCUCGUGGUUUACACUUAGAAGAUGAAUUUCCUAAGUCAGUUGGAAAGGUCAGAGCAGAGAAGUUGGUGAAAGCAGCAGCUCCAUUGCAAAGAUGGUUGGAUGUUAAAAAUGAUUUGGCUUCAACUGUCAUCUAUCUAAUCAGUGAUGGUUCAUGCUAUAUGACAGGAACAACCGUAUUCGUUGAUGGGGCACAGUCAAUAGUUAGGCCUCGUAUGCGAUCAUAUAUAUAGUUCCUUUUACUAUUACACUGACACAAAAAGCAUGCAUUUAGUUUGUUAGGUGUGAGAACUAUAUGUUUUUUUUUACAUAUGAUUUAUUGAAGAGGUCAUAAACUUAGCUAAAUCAACGAGUACCAAGUGACAUGUUCAAUUCAUUUACUUUUAGGUGUGGAGGUUUUGUAAGAUUAAAAUGUUUGUGAACUGGAAGUGAUGAUUGAAAGUGAUUUAACAUGUAUACUUCAAUUUAGAUAGUUUGAAAUAAGCCUAAAAUAAAUAUUGUUUCAAA